Molecule: messenger RNA, 3729 nt
Organism: Mus caroli (Ryukyu mouse)
Lineage: Eukaryota; Metazoa; Chordata; Mammalia; Rodentia; Muridae
Gene: Spata2
Product: spermatogenesis associated 2
Biological process (GO): regulation of necroptotic process; regulation of tumor necrosis factor-mediated signaling pathway; protein K63-linked deubiquitination
Cellular component (GO): cytoplasm
Source: RefSeq, a predicted model, not a curated record
ACUUCCGGGCUGCGUUUGCCCCCGGUACUGUUCUCGGUUCCCGGAGCUAGCGGGAGCCGCCGGGCCGUGUGGGCCUGUGCUUUGGAGGCGCUCGCUUUCCUGGCAGGCAGCGGCAGAGCAUGCGCUGGUCCAUGGGUACCAGGCCAGUUCUUCAUGUGAUGUGCCAGCCUCCAGUCCCAGAGCCAUGGGGGAGAUGAGGUAGCCCUUGGGUUUGAUUUGGGGAAGCCCAGUUCAAUGGAUACGAAGUACAAGGAUGACUUAUUCCGGAAGUACGUGCAGUUCCAUGAGGGCAAAGUGGACACCACCCCCGGCAACCAGCAGCCUGGCAGCGAUGAGUACCUGCGCGUGGCAGCUGCCACCCUGCUCAGCCUGCACAAGGUGGACCCUUUAUAUCGAUUUCGGCUGAUCCAGUUUUAUGAGGUGGUGGAGAGCUCCCUCCGCUCUCUGAGCGGCUCCAGCCUGAGUGCUCUGCACUGCGCCUUCGGCAUGCUGGAGACAAUGGCCAUCAACCUCUUCCUGUUCCCCUGGAAGAAGGAGUUCCGCAGCAUCAAGACCUACACUGGCCCAUUUGUUUACUAUGUCAAGUCCACGUUGCUGGAGAAGGACAUCAGAGCCAUUCUAAGGUUCAUGGGCUAUGAGCCUGAGUUGGGGACUGUGUACAAACUCAAAGAGCUUGUGGAGUCCCUCCAGGUGAAGAUGGUCUCCUUUGAGCUCUUCUUGGCCAAGGUCGAGUGUGAGCAGAUGCUGGGCAUCCACUUGCAGGUGAAGGACAAAGGCUACUCAGAGCUGGACGUGGUGGCUGAGCGCAAGAGCAGCACGGAGGAUGCGAGAGGGUGCUCAGAUGCACUGCGGAGGCGGGCUGAGAGUCGGGAGCACCUGACCACUUCCAUGGCUCGUGUGGCACUCCAGAAAUCAGCCAGUGAGCGAGCGGCCAAGGACUACUACAAGCCCCGAGUGACCAAACCCUCCAGGUCGGUGGAUGCCUACGACAGCUACUGGGAGAGCAGGAAGCCCCCCUCGAAGGCCUCACUGAGUCUGCGCAAGGAGCCCCUGGCCAUGGAUAUAGGGGAAGACUUGAAGGAUGAGAUCAUCCGCCCAUCCCCCUCAUUGCUGGCCAUGUCCAGCUCCCCCCAUGGUAGCCCUGAUGACCUUCCCUCCAUCUCCUCCAUCAAUGGCCUUGGCCUUCUUCGUAGUACAUACUUUUCCACUCAGGAUGACGUGGACCUGUAUACAGAUUCAGAACCCAGGGCCACCUACCGGAGGCAGGAUGCUCUGCGGCCCGAUGUAUGGCUGGUCAAAAAUGAUACCCACCCCAUCUACCACAAGCGUUCACCCCCCACCAAAGAGUCUGCCCUCUCCAAGUGCCAAAACUGCGGCCUGUCCUGCAGCUCCUCCCUCUGCCAGCGCUGUGACAGUGUGCUGGUCUGUCCUUCGGCCUCCAAGCCCAGCGCUUUCCCCAGCAAGGCUUCUGUACACGACAGCUUGGCCCACGGGGCACCUAUGCGGGAGAAGUAUGUGGGUCACCAGACUCAGGGCCUUGACCGGCUGGCAUCUGUCCACUCAAAGCCCAAGCCCUCUACCACAGCCACCUCCCGCUGUGGCUUCUGUAACCGUGCAGGUGCCACAAACACAUGCACCCAGUGUUCAAAAGUUUCCUGUGACGCCUGCCUCGGCGCCUACCACUACGACCCGUGCUGCAGAAAGAGUGAGCUGCACAAGUUCAUGGCCAACAGUCAGCUGAACUACAAGUCCACCCCGUUCUCCCAGCUCGUGUACAGAUAGGCCUCACCCCCAUCUUCCGCUACAAGGGCUACACACCACUGACCUGGCUUGGUCCCAUCAAGAGGUAACAGAGCUGCCCAGGAAGGAAGCAGAGACUUGAGCUUGACCUUGGAAGCACCAGGGUUACUGCUUUGUCACAUGGCUCACGUAGCAGGUCACAUUCCAGCCUGCGGCUGCUGUGUGGUCCGAAGGACAGGAUGGCACUUCCAUUCAGUCACUUCGCUGCCCUCUCCACUCCCUGCUCAGCUGGUAUGGGUUUGGGUUCUGGUUCUGGUUCCCUUGAAAUAAGUCUCUGUCUCUGGGACUCUUGCCACACCUGCCCCACCCACUGCAAAGCCAGCUUGGACUGGGAAGGAGCCUUUGGGGUCACCUUCAAAUCCCCACCAGGAGUGGCGAGCUAGAGGCCUGCUGGCUUGUGAAAUGAGCCCUCCUGCCACACCGGGCCUCUCUGGUGGCUCGCCUCUUUUCCUGCUCCCAUGAUACAAGGAUCCCUAGGCAGAUGUCCCCACCCCUUGUCUGCCCCCUGACUGGUAUUAAUGGGGAGCCAAGUCCAGUAUUAGUCGAAUGCCAUCUUGCCAGCUCCACUCAACCAGCCCACAAUGUUGGCAAGCUCUGCUUGGCAGUUGGAAAGUGGACUCCAUGGCAGGACUGACGUCCCCUCCUGUUUGCAUAACCCCCCCCCUUACUGUAUUGUACAUACAGAAUUUGAGGUUUAUUUUUUAAUGAGUGUUCAACUUGCAGUGUGUUUCAACAUGGUGAAAGAAAUUAAUGAUACGGUAUUUAUAAAGGUGCCCUGGGUUCUUUAGUCUUCCAAGGGGGGCCGCAUGCCCUUUCCCAGUGUUUCUUCCAUUGCUAGGGUGGAGCUGGGAGCCUGGCGGAAGGGACUGGUAAAGCCCAUGUUCCUUCCCAUGGUGGUAGAGAGCUACUGUCUUCCCUACGGUAAAUAUUAUACACCUACCUCCAGUGUGCACACGGGGGUUAGCACGGUGCCGGGGUCUGCAAUGACCUCAGUGACAAGAUGGGGACCUCAGCCCCCACAUCUAUAGCUCUGUCUGGUCUUGGUGCCUGCUGAGCAUGAAUCUUGCACCCUGAACCUUGAAUCUCAGAAGGAAAUUCAGGCGGUGGGUGCCUCCACCCCCAUCUAGCCUUCCUCACUGGUUCCUGAGGCUGUCAAUGCGGCUCUCAAGUCUUUUUGCACUAGGGCGGGCAGAGGUGGGAUUUGCUCCUUAGAUGCCUCUCCAGUAUUCAGUGUCCACACUUCCUGGGAUAAAUCCCACCUCUGGGUUUUCCUUUUUGGGGAGAGGGGCAGGGCAGGAAUUUGAAGCUGUCACUUCCUUGUGAAGUGUUAACAUAGUUUAGCCAUAGGCAGUUAUGAUGUCCAGUGUUUGGGAUCUAUGGGCAAGUAGUUUUCCCAAAGCAGGCAUUCAGUUCUAGAGCAGGCUUGACUCUGGCCAAACCCUGAGCUACUGUGAAUUUGCUGGUGGUCUUCCGACUUACUGGAGUGAUUUUUAGGUUUUCCAAAUCUUUUUUAUCUCUAGCUGAUAGACCGCAUGUAGUUAGGUGUACAUACAGCAGACUCUGGGCAGUUUUAUUCCUGAGACUGGCAUUCCUGGGCAGCUCUUUGAUGUCAGCACCUCAGACCUGGUGGGGCCUGGCCCUUUCCUGAGAGCUCCAGCUCUGCAUUCCAGUCACUCCAGCAUUGCAGGGACUCUCUCAAGAUGGAGGACAGGCUGCCUGAGGAAGUCCAGUGUGUUCCACCAGGAAAUACAGUGUAUAGACUGGCAAGGCCUCUCCCCUCCUAGGUGUGUCUCACUAUAGGAGAUCGAUGUGAACCGGGUAGUUAAGAAUAUGCUAAUUUAAAAUGCACAUAUUUUGCAUUUGAUUUCUACAGAGUUGAAAUGUUGAGAGAUUUAAAAAAAAAUAAAGUGUCUUCCAUUGUUAAACGAA